Molecule: messenger RNA, 745 nt
Organism: Dicrocoelium dendriticum
Lineage: Eukaryota; Metazoa; Platyhelminthes; Trematoda; Plagiorchiida; Dicrocoeliidae
Source: the annotation of a GenBank genome assembly
UCUACUGAUCUUGGACCUACGAAACCCACCUGAAAAACCAUAUCUCAGCCUUACCGAUCAUUCUGUCAUGGGGAAAAAACAGCGUCAGCUACGACUGUGCGUUAUUCUUCUCACUUAUGAACAACUUGACGUGACUUAUGGAAGGGACUCAACCGUGGAGGAUAUAUUUCACGAAGUGUGCAAUAUUGUACAGCUAGAUGAACGUGAGCUUUUUGGUCUGGCGGUUCGCUCAGCGGAGACAUAUCUGUUUUUAGACCCUAGUGAGAAAGCGUCGGACAUCGAUUUCGAUUACCUUAGUUUGUCCGGACGAAGAUACUUUUCUAAACUGAAAAGACAUGAAAAAGCAUUUUGGUUGCACUCGGGAACGAAAUCGGAUUCCGUGGCUUCAACAGACAGAGAGUCAAUUUAUCCGACUGUCUACUUCCGGGUACGGUUUUACAUCCCGCUGCACUGUGUUCGCUUGCGUUCUACAGUAAGUAUAUACUACGAGCAAUUGAGGACAAAUGUAUUGGAAUACGGCAUACUUUGUGCGCCCAGUUCUUACGUACAGCUGAGCGCUCUCGCUCUUCAGGCGGAAUACGGGGAUGCUCCUGUAGAGCACGGGUCCCAGGAGGCGCUCGGUUGCUCACUCCCGCGGUACUUCGAUCCCUCUUCUAUUUAUCCGGAAAAGCUAUCAGGCAUUGAAUUUUCAUGGCUUCUUCAAAACGCGUCGAGCGGAUUGUACUGUAACGACACUUCGGGGUAG